This is a messenger RNA of Erythranthe guttata (spotted monkey flower), 1313 nucleotides long. RefSeq names its product transcription factor MYB102. Lineage: Eukaryota; Viridiplantae; Streptophyta; Magnoliopsida; Lamiales; Phrymaceae. The record is from RefSeq and is a predicted model, not a curated record.
UGUGGUAACAGGGACGGCACCGAACCCUUUGACUUGUAUUUGUUAACUUUAUGUAAAUUUAUUUCUAUCCGACUAUAUAAAUAUGGCCAACCCCUAUUACUACUUUCCAUAUAUAUUACGGACCUACAAAAUCAUCUCUCUACUUUGAUUAAAAAAAAUUUAUUCUGAAAUUUAAUUUGAGUAAUCAAUUAAUUAAAUAAGAAAGUGCCGCCAUGGGAAGAGCUCCAUGCUGUGAAAAAAAUGGAGGACUCAAGAAAGGGCCGUGGACCCCAGAAGAAGAUCAAAAGCUUCUUGAUUAUAUACACAAAAAUGGCUAUGGAAAUUGGAGAACUCUUCCUAAAAAUGCUGGGCUACAAAGAUGUGGCAAGAGUUGCCGUCUCCGGUGGACGAAUUAUCUCCGGCCAGAUAUCAAGAGAGGAAGAUUCUCAUUUGAAGAAGAAGAAACUAUUAUUCAACUCCACAGCAUCCUUGGCAACAAGUGGUCUGCAAUUGCUGCUCGUCUUCCUGGAAGAACCGACAAUGAAAUCAAGAACUACUGGAACACACACAUCAGAAAAAGGCUUAUGCGUAUGGGAAUCGACCCCGUGACUCACGCCCCUCGACUCGACCUUCUCGAUCUUUCCAGAAUCUUAAACUCGUCUCUCUACGCUAACUCGGCGCAAUCAUCGUCCCAAGUGAAUUUUUCGAGGUUAUUAGGGUUGCAGCCUCUGAUUAAUAUUAACCCCGAGUUAAUCCGAUUUGCCACGUCACUUUUGUCCUCCCAGAGAAGAGACCAACAAGAUUUUCUUCAUCAAACCAAUCUAAUCGAAAACCCUGUUCAAGAUUCAUUAACAAUUCCCACUAGUUCGUGUUUUGAAGCUCAUGAUAACCUCAUGCAAUACGGCCCGCAAACUGAUCUUGACGGGUUCGGGUCGAUGAUUGAUCUUUCUACUACUUUGACGGAAGGUAAUAACUAUGAUCAUGGGCUAGUGACGAACUAUGGUUAUAAUUACGGGUCGGAUCAAUAUCAUCGUCAAUGCGCGGUGAUGGAUCCGGUUCCAGCAGCAUUGGAGAAGUCAACGUUUGAUCAGUCAAACAACAGCGCCAACAAUUUCAGCUUUCAAUCGGUUAUGUCGUCGAAUAUGUCGACGCCGUCAACUAGCUCAACCCCGUUGCAUUCGAAUUCGGCUUAUAAUAAUAUUAACGGCAGCGGAACGGAAGACGAGAGGGAAAGUUACUGCAGUGACAUUUUGAAGUUUGAAAUUCCAGAUAUUUUCGAUGUUAAUGAUUUUAUCUAAUUAAUUUCAUCUUCUCAUUUUCUUUUUAUUUAUUUU